UUCUUCUUCUUGACUUAGCUGUUUUUCCUGUAUGCCUAGAUAAACAAGAAGAAAAAACCUAUUUGGUACCUAGUGUUUCUGCAUCCAUGGAUACAGUCCCUGCAAUUGCUUUUCUCUUCAUCCUCGUCAUUUGUCUAUCUCUACAUGUCCAUGCCAUUUGCCAGCCUAGGGAUCUCACUGUGGUUAAGGGAUGGAACAUUUCAUCUGAUAAAAUAUAUGUUGCUUGCCAUAACACCACUGGACGCAUCGUCAGUCUCCAUAUCACAAAUACCACUUUCUUUUCUGCUAUUCCACAGCCCAUUUGCAAGUUUUCCAUGCUCACACAUCUUGAAAUAGUCUCCUCUCAUUUAAGCGGUCCCAUACCCACUUGCCUCGGCACCCUAUCCAAUUUGAUCCAUCUCAAUCUAUCAAACAAUAAGCUGAGUGGCAAAAUCCCUGCUACACUUUGGAAGCUGAAAAACCUUCAAAUUCUCGAUCUUAGCAGUAAUGAACUUAAUGGCCUGGGCAUUAACAACAUGGAUUUGUCAAACCAAACCAGCUUAAAAUCUCUUCAGCUAUACCGUAACCAUUUCAAUGCAUCCAUUCCACCCACCAUAGGCUCAAUUGCUUCCCUUACGGACCUUAAUUUGUCUUCGGCACUUUUCCAAGGCCCAAUUCCACAUACCCUCUGGAACCUUUCGGCUUUACAGAGAAUUCAUCUAAAUUACAACAACCUCACCGGUGCAAUUCCUUCUUGCUUCAGCAUGCUUUCCAAUCUAGUGGUUUUGAACCUUAAUAGGAAUCAUCUCAAUGGAGUACUUCCCCCUUCACUUGGAAGACUGCAGAGCCUAGAAUUGCUGGAUGUUAGUACAAAUAAUAUCCGUGGAGAAAUACCCACUUCUUUCGAAAAUAUAUUCAGUAUAAGGAAGAUUCUACUGUAUCACAAUAAGCUAGACGGCGAAGUUCCUUCUUAUUUUGAAAAAUUGCCCAGGCUGGAACAGCUGCUGCUAUCAGAGAACCGGCUUAGUGGAGGAAUACCAGUCCAAAUCGCUAAUUGUAGGAAGUUGAAGCUUCUUGAUCUUUCUUCAAAUAAUAUCUCUGCUCAAAUUCCUCCUGAAAUAGGAACUAUGUCAGAGUUGGUGAAUCUAAAUCUUAUGGACAAUAAUAUACAGGGAGAAUUGCCUCCAUCUGUUGGCAACUGCAUUAAAUUAGAGAUUCUAUCAGUGGCAAAUAAUAAUAUUUCAGGAAACAUUCCUUCUACCUUGGGCAAUCUAAAGUCCCUUAAGAUAUUAUUACUUCACUACAACAAAUUCAUAGCAUCUAUACCUACAUCUUUAGCAACUUGCAAGUCAUUAAGAAUGAUGGAUCUAAGCUCCAAUGGUUUCACUGGAGAAUUUCCAUCUUGGGUAUGUGGUCUUGAAGAUUUGCUACUCUUGAAUUUAGGAAAUAACCACUUCAAUGGAUACAUAGAGGGUUCUUUCAGUACGCUGAAAAAACUUCAAGUUUUAGAUUUAUCAAACAAUGCAUUCACAGGAUCUAUCAUUAAUGUCAUAGACUUACCAUACAUGAAGACUUUGAAACCAUCUAAGGCAAAUCUUUAUCGCAUAAAUAGAGCACCAAAUCUUAUUACUUUUCAAAAUGAGAUGUUCAAUGACAUAUUCUUCACAGUGGACUUCACUCUUAUUGCUAAGGGGAGCUCACAACAAUAUGAGUAUGUGCGUUCUGACCUUACAUUGAUAAGCUUGGCAUGGAAUAACUUUACUAGUGAGGUUCCUAAGGAAUUGGGGAGCUUAGAAGGGCUUCGAUAGUUUUACCUUUCUCACAACAUACUAAGUGGACUCAUCCCUCAAAGCAUUUCAAAAUUAGUGGUGAUAGAAUCACUAGAUAUCUCUCAUAAUAGACUGGAAGGGCUUACUCCUCAAGGUCUUGCAAAAUGGAGUAAUAUAAGUGUGUUGAACAUGUCAUAUAAUCAGCUUUCAGGUCUAAUUCCACAAAGCACUCAAAUUGAGGGAAUGCCAAUGGAGAGUUUUGUGGGUAACAAAGGGUUAUGUGGGAUGUCUCUUCCAUUUCAAUGCAACAAUAGAAAACAAGAUGGUAAGGCUAGUGACAAUGAAGAUGAUGGUGACAGUGAUGAUGAUGGUAUGAUAUCAUGGGAAGCAUUUUGGAUAGGAUGUGGAGUAGGCUUUUUUGUAUGUGCGGUGUGGAGUUUAGUUUUUGCUGGAAAUUUAUUCAAGAAGAUUUGGAAAAACAAAUAGAUUAAAUAUGUUAUAUUUUG
Messenger RNA from Cryptomeria japonica (Japanese cedar), 2254 nucleotides. RefSeq names its product LRR receptor-like serine/threonine-protein kinase GSO1. Gene Ontology annotation, molecular function: protein binding. The record is from RefSeq and is a predicted model, not a curated record. The transcript has 2 exons. The coding region runs from base 87 to 1787 and encodes 566 amino acids. Lineage: Eukaryota; Viridiplantae; Streptophyta; Pinopsida; Cupressales; Cupressaceae.